UUUGAAAGGAUGAUUACAAUCUAAUUCUAUUUUCAUGGCCAGACUUGCUGCUGUAGCUUCUGCAUAAGUUCUUUUUUUCCCCGACAGUUCCUAAAUGCAACCUUAUUACCAAAUCAUUGUGCGUCGUGACGUAUUAUUUCAGCGCCAGUAACAUGUUUUUAGCAAUUUGGCGAACAGUUUCCUGAAACAUGCUGUAAAAUAAGGACUCAUUCACAUGUUAAACAUGUAUUUGAAGACAACAUGAUUGCGGAAAUAAUCUCAGCAUUGAAUGUGCUGACGAAGCCCCUUGCUGAGGCGUCUGGAUGUAAUGCACAAACCUCAAAGGAGGAGGCGCUUCUGUUAGCACUGCGGGGGAACAUAGAUGUUCUCCUGGAGCAGCUACACAGUAACAACAGUCUGCAGGAGGCAAGGAGACUCAGGGAAGAUGUGUUGGUUGACGCAAGCUGGUACUUAAACGACACAGAGGAUGUGAUUUGGAGCUUUGUCCAGGAGUGUCUGCUUCUACUGCUCAGCUUAGCACGCCACCUUUCUGCUGAACUCAAGCUUUUCCAGCAGACACCUGCUCCUUCUGCCAAAUUACGCACCCCUGAGAUGGCUCCCCCCUUACCACCAGAUGUCCUCAGUUUCUCUCAACAGAAAACAGUUGGAACAGCCCUUCAAUUUGUGGUUUCUUUUGGCCUCUGUCCAUUCUUGGCUCCAGGAGUAGGUGUGCCACUAGGUCACAGGUCUGCAUUUGGUGCCAUGGUGGAAAAAAUGGUGUCUGGUCAAACUGCUGUUGGAGCAGCACACCAGCUUCUGACAACAACAACUAUGUUGUUGCGCUUGGCUGAACUGUCAUCUCUUGCCACGCUGGUGUUCACCCGGCACCUGGGAGAUGUGAUAGCGGCACUCUGUCAGCUCGGUUAUCAGCCACAGAAGUCCAAGAUGACAAGCAGCACAAAGAAUGUUCAGGAGUUGAGUGAAGAGGAACGUAGAAACAGUCGGGACGUUCUCCAAAGUCUUCUGGUAAAAGUGUAUCAGCCAGUCGUUAUUAAGGAGCUCCUCAUUUUACAAGGUGGAGCCAAGAAGUCUGGUCCAUUAGGAAGCUCCAGUAGUUCCAGAAGCAGGGGAGCCCCUGGCUGGCUGAGGCGUCUUUGUGGUCAGUUACUAUCUGAGCGUCUGAUGCAGCCUAAUGGGGUCCAGGCUGUAGUCAGAGCCAUCCUGGAGGGAGGAACAGGUGGGUCAGACUGGAAGAAAUGUGACAGUAUAGCCAAGAUUCUCACAGCAUGCCCCCAACAGUCUGAAUCAGCUGACACCUACUAUAAGCAAGUCUGUUCUCAGAUCCUUGAGCUCUUGCAUAUCAAAGACAAGCUUACAGCUCAACAGUUUCAGUGUGUGGCCACAAGGGCAGCUGUCAAUUUGCUGCAAGAGAAGACCAGAUUUGCUCAGCCCUACUUGCUGGUUCCUGUGUUGAGUCCUCUCUACCACUGCAUCACAGCUACUGCUGAUGUGGACUGCCAAGUUGCCGUGGAGGAAUGGGAGAUGACACAAUGUGUGGAGGACAUUAACAAGAUUUGGGUUGUGGGCAACAGCCCUUCAAGUCCUCUUCUCAGAGCAUUAGAAGAAGUUCUUCCAGUUGUCUUCACACUCUUCUGUUUCACCAAGCAGAACGUCUGCAACCUACGAGCCCCAUGUCAGGAUAUUUUGCUGUGGUACCUGAGCCAUGCUGAGACCUCUGCCCUCCUAUCGCUACUCAGGCAGCUGUCAGGUUUACAGGAUCUGAAGAAUGAAGUAGCAACAGGCUUCCAUUUUAGCCCCGGCAGCAAUGGUGGAGUCCAACUUAGCUGUAGAGUAGGCUGCAGUGAUGAGGAUGAUGCUCUGUAUGAGAAGCUGACAGGCGAGCAGUGGAGGCUAGAAUGUCUGACUAACCUGCUGGCUGAACUCAAAGACAGUGAUGUGCCCGGAGAUUUCUUCCUUGACCUGCUGCAGGAGCUAACCAGCUGGACGGCAGUAGCUGGGGUAGAAGAGGAGAAGGAUGGACAGCACUUGGACAUAUCUUCCAUGACACUCUUGGAGGUGGAGCAGGAGCAACAGGGUCGGGUUGCAAGGCAAGGCCACACAUUGGCUUUGCUUCAGGUGUUGGCCAUAAUGGUGGAGUCCCUUCAGCAUACUGUGAUACUGAGAAAAAACAUACAGGUGAUCGACUUCAUAGAUUCUCUGCUUCAGAGGGCAUGCAUCGUUCUGGAUAAGGCAAAUGGUGUUCUCAUUGAAAACCCGAUCGAAAACCAAACACUGAGUAUGGCGAUGGGCCUGGUGGCAACUCUGCUUUCUGAACCCCAGCUUUCCCCUGACGUCUACUCUUCUAUGUCAAGACUGCUCCGGCCGCUAGCGACUCUUUCUCAGCAACAUCCAGAGGUGUUCAUCCAGGAGCUGGCCUCAAAUUUAAGAGCAGUCAUUGCUACCCAUGGUGCCUACCACCUCACUUCCAGCGCUUUCUCAGGCUCCAAAGACAGCAACCUACCACCCAAGAGCGACACUCUGCCUUCAAAGAAAAGAAGCGAGAUUGAAACAAAGACACCACAGACUUGUCCCCCGUCACCUCUAUCCGUCACGAACAAGCUUAAACAAUCCCAUAUCAAAGAGCCAACGUCCUCUGAGGACUCUGUGGCAGGUGAAACGUCACAUUCCUCUCAGGCCUUUUCUGAUUGGCUGCUUGAGGCGUGUCACCCCGAUGUUCCAACCAGAGCAUUUGCCCUGAGGAAAUUGACCCAAAUGGUGCAAUCCAGAGACCAAGAAAUUGUACAAGCCCAGGAGAAAGUCCUGAUUCUCUUUCUUGAAAACCUGGAUCAUGAGGACUCCUUCGUCUACCUGUCAGCCAUUCAAGGACUUGCUUCAUUGGCUGAUUUCUAUCCUGAGAGAAUUCUGGAAAGGCUCCUAAAAGAUUUUCAACAAGGUUCCUCACUCUCAACAUCCAACAAGGACCACUCUUUGGAAUUUCGACUUAAAAUGGGAGAAGUCCUAAUGAGGGCAAGCAGGGCUAUGGGGGAGUUGGCGCCAAACCUCGGUCGUCCCCUAAUUUCGGUGUUCCUGAGAGGAACCAGAGACUCUGACCAAAGCGUCCGUGCCAGCAGUCUCUCUAACCUGGGAGAACUGUGCCAGAGACUGGACUAUGCACUCGGUCCGCUGGCUCAAGAGCUGAGCUCCUGUCUCACUGCUCUGAUAAGGACAGAGAAGGAGGCAGAGGUGAGGAGAGCUGCCGUCCAUGUUAUCACCUUGCUGCUCCGGGGCCUCAGUGACAAAACCACCCAGGUCCUCAGUGACGUUUUGUUGGACCUGUACCGAGCUCUAAAGUGGGUGCUUCGAUCUGACUCGGAUGAGGUCGCCGUGCUUCACGCCCAGCUGGCUCUGGAGGAGCUCGAUGACGUGAUGCGAAGCCUCAUCUUCCCCAAACCAAAGUUGGAGAAGAAGAUAGUUGUCCUCCCCUAAAAGUUAGAUUUUUUUUACAGUAUUACUUUUUUCUUUACUUCUAGCACGAUGUUUCACUCCAUGUGACAUAGUCUUGGCCGCAACCCUACAGAAUCACAGUGCAUCACAUUGCAUUUUUUUAAUAAGGACGAGUGGAUCGACAAUGUCAGUAUAUUCAGUUGUGGUCUAACAUAUAGAUCCUGUAAAGUUUUACUAAUCAUGUCUCAGCCUGAAGAAGGAGUCCAUAGGUUUUGU
Messenger RNA from Hippocampus comes (tiger tail seahorse), 3699 nucleotides. It is a transcript of the gene tango6, whose product is annotated as transport and golgi organization 6 homolog (Drosophila). Lineage: Eukaryota; Metazoa; Chordata; Actinopteri; Syngnathiformes; Syngnathidae. The record is from RefSeq and is a predicted model, not a curated record. The transcript is spliced from 18 exons. Gene Ontology annotation, biological process: protein secretion. Bases 241 to 3465 code for a protein of 1074 amino acids.